Messenger RNA from Ilex paraguariensis (yerba mate), 1660 nucleotides. The record is from the annotation of a GenBank genome assembly. NCBI's taxonomy places the organism in Eukaryota, Viridiplantae, Streptophyta, Magnoliopsida, Aquifoliales, Aquifoliaceae.
CCUUUUGUGCAGGCGGGUAAUUGAUGUCCACACCCUCCUCUGCCUCUCUUAUCUUCUUCAUCUCAGAACAGCCGCAUCAAUUAUCAAUUUUUUUUUUAAUCCCUAUCCUGAUAAACAUACUUAUAUGACGUAUGGUUUUUUGAGCUAUACAUAUGUAUAGCCUGUCGCAGUGGUGGUGGAUCUCCUGAUCUACCACCGAUGUAGAUCUUUGUUCUUUUGAUUUUCUAGAGGAAGUUUGAGUGUUGGGUGUUGAGAAAAAAUGGAUUUUGAUGAGCAUGAAGGCCAAGACCAAGAAGAGGAGAUUGGAAUUCAGAUGCAGGGAAAUUACCAGACACUGGGAAGCUCCGGGAGGGAAAAAUUGGGUGGAGGAGAGGGUGCAUCGACGCCGGCGAGAAAGGGCGGUGGUGGAGGUGGCUACAGGUAUAGAGAGUGCCUGAAGAACCACGCCGUGGGAAUCGGUGGACACGCCGUGGACGGUUGCGGAGAGUUCAUGCCUGCCGGAGAAGAAGGAACAUUAGACGCUUUGAAAUGCGCUGCUUGCAAUUGCCACCGUAACUUCCACCGCAAAGAGACGGAAGGCGAGGGUUUUCAUCAACCCCACCACCACCACCAACCUCCACCACACCACCAGCCAUUUUCAACUUACUAUCACCGCACCGCCCAUCCAUCUGGUUACCUCCACGUGACCCCACCAUCACAACACAGGCCUUUGGCACUGCCUUCCACCUCUAGAGAAGACGAAGAUGUGUCUAAUCCUAGUAGUAGCGGUGGCGGUGGCGGUGGUGGAAGUGGUGUCGGUGGUUCGAAGAAGCGGUUCAGGACCAAGUUUACGCAGGAGCAGAAGGACAAGAUGCUGGCUUUGGCGGAGAGUUUGGGGUGGCGCAUCCAGAAACAAGACGAAGCUGCGGUGGAGCAGUUUUGCACAGAGACUAAUGUAAGGCGACAAGUCCUCAAGGUUUGGAUGCACAAUAACAAGCACACACUCGGUAAUCUAACAGGCUGAAGCUCUAUUCAGAGUCUUACUAUCAUAUUCUCAUCAAGGACCGAGUACAUUCCAAGUAAACUCAGACGUGUUUGACAUGCAAAGGCUGCAUUUUCAGUCUCUUCACAUUUGUCGUCAUCUCUUCUUCUCCCCGUGGGCAUUACCUGUGGCUCUCUCUCUCUCUCUCAUAUUUACUUCACUCAAACCUCCAAUUACAUAUGCAUAUGGGACUUUGGAGCUUAUAAUAAGCUGUCAUAGAAGUUGUGGACAGAUGUCAGCAUAGGGGAUGGAUCUAAUCGUGGGAAUACUGGCUCAGUUGUACUCGGGUUCUGGUACUACUAGACACUACAUUCUCCUCCUUAGUCCCUCCCUCAUACCUCGUCCUCCAUUAAUUACCCUCCCACUACUCUCUCUGUAAUCUUGUCUAUAUUGUUUUUUUUUUUGCAGUCAUUGAUUUUUCAGUUUCUUGUGUUUCUUUGUUCAUGAACUUCCAUCUUCUUCAAUAUUUUCCUAUUUCCACAAGUUUGAUUCCUAUUACUCUUUGUUUUGAAUGUGGGAAAAUCAAACAGUUGUUUUAAUUGCAUGGUCUUUGCAUUGCAAUAUUGUGAUUGUGAAGUGUUUCAUUUCAGUUCAUCAGUGUGUCAUAAUUAAUCACGUUUACAUAGUUAAUUAAUUACA